CGUUUUCUACUUUUUCUUUUUGAGUGAAGAAAAAAGAAAAGGAAAAAGAAGAAGUUGAAUGAUGCUCUCUGCAUUAUGCAGUCCAAAAAUUGUCUCCAAAAUCUUUCGUCGUCUUCUUCCUCUCUGCAACAACUCUGUUUUUUGCUGCACAUCGCCACUGACACCCCAACAAAGCCGCUGAAACAGGGGACACCCACCACUCUUUCUUCUUCUACUUCUCACUCCAUUACUCAUUAAUCAUCACACCCUAAAUCAAGUUUUUUCCUUCAUGGGUCUCCUUUCUCUCUCCCCCCAUUCUUCCUUUUCGCCUCACAUACCCAUUACAUGAGGAUUCUCUUUCUGGGUCUUUGCGAUGACGACCGUCCAAGCCUCCCACGUUGUCGCAAUGGAUGUAGAACAACACCAACAACGCCCUCGCACUGACUCCGAUGAUGUGCGGCGGUGUUCGGUCCACUCCAGGGCUGACAUUCUGGAGGAAGAUGGGGUGGCGGUGGCGGCGGCGGCGGCGGUGGAGAAAAGAAGGGGAUCCUCUGUGUCGGAGUGCUCUGUUGAGAUGGAUCUCGAAUGUGGGUUGGCUGAGAUUAAGGUACAUUUGGCGAAAAUCGAGAAGGAUUGCAGGAUUUGUCAUCUGAGUUUGGACGCUUCUAAUCAUGAAUCUGGAAUCCCUAUUGAGCUGGGUUGUUCUUGUAAAGAUGAUUUGGCUGCUGCUCAUAAGCACUGUGCUGAGGCUUGGUUCAAGAUUAAGGGCGACAUCACAUGUGAGAUCUGUGGAUCAAUUGCACACAAUGUUACUGGUACUUAUGAAGCCGAUUCAACAGAGCAACGCAAUGAACCAAACGAAGCAACAACAGCAACUGCUACAGCUGCUAUCGUGAUGCCACCACACUCUACAGAGGCACGAAACUUCUGGCAAGGCCACAGGUUCCUGAACUUCUUACUCGCCUGCAUGGUUUUCGCCUUCGUCAUAUCAUGGCUAUUUCACUUCAAAAUACCCUCAUAAUUAUGGAAAAGAAAACUAUAUUUGAAAAGUAGCAUCAAAGGCUUGUCGAAAAUCUUCAUCGUCCUCUCUUCAUUCUGCAAUGCCUUCACUGAAACAAGCUCGAAAGAUCAACUAGAUUGCACGGUUACCGGCUUGGGAUUGUGAUUACAAAUAUUCUGUUAAUAUAUAUUAGUAUUAGAGAACCUUGGAGGAAGAGUUUGGCUUUUGUAACAUGUAAGAUGUAUAAUGAAAUUGUUUGUUAGUUUAUAUUGUAUUAUUGGGCUCAGCCUAGCUGGAUUGGCCAUCUCAAUUGUUCGUGCUGUUUGUCUCUUGUCGUUUCAUUGUGGAUAAUUCUCUGUUGAGAUUCCGACAUGUAGUUCCUUCUAUAACAACAAAAUCGGAUUUGGGUCUCCAAAUAAUGUAUGUUAAGAAAAAAAGGCAGAAAUGUUUGAUCAAA
This is a messenger RNA of Cucumis sativus (cucumber), 1436 nucleotides long. RefSeq lists its product as uncharacterized. The transcript is spliced from 2 exons. Bases 353 to 1000 code for a protein of 215 amino acids. Lineage: Eukaryota; Viridiplantae; Streptophyta; Magnoliopsida; Cucurbitales; Cucurbitaceae. Gene Ontology annotation, molecular function: zinc ion binding. The record is from RefSeq and is a predicted model, not a curated record.